AUGUCCCUAGAAUUCCAAAGAAUCAAACCUAAAAGGUUUCCAAAGAAGAGCUUUAAGCACUCUUAGGAGUCAAGGUACUGGAAGAAAUACCAAAAUGUGCUGAUGGAGAAGGAUGAGAGCAUGCAGAUAAAUGACAUCAGCUUUUGCAAAGGUGAAAAGCCUUACCUAAUGGCAGCUGCUAUCUCAGCUAGAGUAGAUAUCUACUCACUGACUUAGCCUGAAGGAGAAGAUUUUGAUGAUGAUAAACUAAAGCCAAUGAGUUAGCUGUAUAAGUUUAAGGAUGCAGUGAGUGCUAUUAAAAUGAGACAAGAUGGCAAUCUGCUGCUAGCAGGAGAGAAGUCAGGCAGAAUCUAGCUCUUUGAGAUAAAGAAUAAGUUCAUUUUGAAAACCUUAGUUGAGAACUAAAGUCAGAUUAAUGGCUUUGAUUUCAAGAGCAAUAUGAGGGAGUUCGUGGCUUGCUCUAAUGAAUCAGGUAUCAAGUACUUUGGAAUUGCAGAGCCACAAUCACUGUUCACGAUUAAGAACGCUCACAACGAUAACAUCAAGCGUGUUUAGUACGUGAGUGACAACCUUAUCCUUAGUGGAAGUUAGGACAAGACUGUUAAGCUCUGGGACUUAAGAAACUACACCAGUCCACUCUCAAGUGCGACAUUUUAGUAUUCAAUUGAGGACUUUGUCAGCUACAGAGAUAACACAUAUGCUGUGGCCUCUGGGAAUAUAAUCAGUUAGCUAUGUAUUGAUGAACAGUCUCAGCUUAAAAUACAGAGUGAGUUUAUUGCAUUCUAGAAGCCAGUUAUGAGAGUUUAAUAUGAUAAGACUAGAGAUAGAAUCAUGGCUGGAGGUCUAGACAACUAGCUUAAAUUUUUCCAGAUUGAUGAGAGCAGUGACCUUAAAGUGUCCUAUAAGAUCAAAGUGCCCUCAGAGAUAUUUGCAUUAGACAUAUCUUCUGAUGGAAAUCAUUUUGCCCUCGGACUUAAUACUGGCUCACUUAUCAUAAAGUCAAAAUUAAUCGAGUAAUUAGAAGAAGAAGAUGAAGAGGCGAAGUUGAUGAAGUCCUUUGAGCCAGAAUUCAAGUCAAAGAGCAAAAACUACAAGUAUUUCUAUAGAGGCUAAUAUGUUACUCCUUCUCUAGAUGAUAUGAUUGCCACACAAAAGCAAAGAAAGACUAAAUUGCAGGCAUACGAGACCUUCCUUAAGAAAUUUCAAUACAAGCAAGCACUCCUAAGUGCUUUGAAUCUAGGUAAUCCAGAAGUGAUCCUCGCAUUGCUAGAAGAACUUAUUGAAAGAGGAGGUCUUGAGUUAUCUCUAAGCAACUACAGUGAGAGUGAGCUGAUUAAACUACUGGAAUUCCUGACUUAGAAAGGCUUUGACCACAGAUAUCAACUGAUAUUGAUUGAAAUACUCAGGAUAGUGCUUGAUAUGUACUCAGGGGUAAUUGGGAACUUCUCAUAGAAGGUGGACAACAUAGUGUUCAAGAGACUUAAGAAGAGCAUUGAGGAGUAGAUAACACUUACCUCAGAUCUCACAUAGCUAAGUGGAUAAAUUGUAAGAUAUAUUCAUCGGUAAAAUACUAUUUAGGAUAUGAUAUUGGGUAGUUUCUAGUUCAUGAAUAAGAUUCCAAGUCAAAUCAGCUAGAACUGA
Stylonychia lemnae is the source of this 1641-nucleotide messenger RNA. NCBI's taxonomy places the organism in Eukaryota, Ciliophora, Spirotrichea, Sporadotrichida, Oxytrichidae. The record is from the annotation of a GenBank genome assembly.